Rhagoletis pomonella (apple maggot) is the source of this 2011-nucleotide messenger RNA. RefSeq lists its product as uncharacterized. The record is from RefSeq and is a predicted model, not a curated record. Bases 538 to 1746 code for a protein of 402 amino acids. The transcript is spliced from 10 exons. NCBI's taxonomy places the organism in Eukaryota, Metazoa, Arthropoda, Insecta, Diptera, Tephritidae.
GGUUACUUGGUUGGCUGCUGCUGUUGGUGUUAUUGAUCGUGCGCUACGAAGCUUAGAAGAAUGCUAUUGCCUGUUAGCGAUCUUUAGCUUGGCUAGUCUUCGUUGAAACGUUGACCGUUGUGGUUUGUCAGUUUGCUUACCAAUUCGAACCGAAAUAAUUCUUAGUAGCGUUCUUAGCAACGCGAUCACGUGUUUUAAAUAUCGUCUACAAAAGUGAAUUAUUGGUUGCUCUUUACGAGCUUACGUUCAAGGUGAAGGACCAAUCAUUAUAAACAAAUGUGCCGAAGUGAGAAUUGCGUGAAAAUAAUCGCGUCUGAGUGUUGCUUGAUUUGAUUUCCGAAAGGAAGAGUGUUGGCGCAUGCCUUGAAUAUUAGCUAAGGUAUACAAAAUUGGAAGCUGGAAGGAUUUGACUAAAGUGAAGACGCCAAAUUUUUUACACAAAUAAAUUGGAUCAUCGGAACUUACUCUGUCAAAUUUAAAAAGGGUGUACUUGUGGCCCAGUAAGAAUUGCUAUCUUCCCAAAAAUCCUGCAGAAAUAUGAACUGGCUGCAAAUCGUAACGAUAGCAGCCUUUUUGGCUGUGAGUAGCGUGAAGUCGCUAUCUCUGGAUCCAGUGGCUUCCACUGAACUGGAGCAAUAUAUAAAAAAGGGCGAUUGUGUGAUAUCAAUGCGGCACAUACGUCCUCGCCGCAAAUUACACAUAUCUAUCGAAGCGCUCUUCAUGAUCGACUUCCCCACAUUGAAACAUAAAUUAUCAUUCUUCCUCGAUCGCAUGCAUCAGCGUGUCACCUUGGAUGUAACAGCAAAUGGUGCCACCGAAUCGAAACACUUCGAAUUGCCUAACACAAAUGAGACGAGCACAAUACGUUCAUUAGCUUUACAUUUUCAUAAGAAUCGCAUAGCAAUGCUGGUGGAUUGCAAGGAGAGUUCGACGCAUGAGUUGGAGAUUAGCUUGGCAGAGCUCUAUGCGCAGAUGGAGACAGAUCCGGUUAUAAAACUGUUUAGGGAACGCAAAUAUCCUUUAUAUUUUGAUGGACAGCUAGAGCCGGCAUUGCAACGCACCAAUUGUCAAAAGGGCGUGCAUAAGCGCAAUAAAGUUCAUAUGAUGCGUACGCAAGUAGCGGAGCGUGAGAAGAAUAAGAAACGCGAUGUACGCAAUUGGUUCAACAAUGAUUCCAGCGAUAAACGUCACGAAGAGGAACGCAUUCCCGUUGAGAUUGAGCAGCGUGGCGACAUUCCUGUGCUGCAUGGCGAUUGUGAAGACGCCCUCGCAAAAUCUCUUAGCGACCUAAUGGAAUUGGUGAAACUUUUACGUGAAGAUAUUGCCAACCAACGCCAGGAGAUUGCCUACCUACGCCGUUUACUGGAGAAUUGUGCCGGUUGUAAGGAGCCGAGCAGCAGCAGUUUACGCUUGGAACCGACAUGUCGCAACGCCAAUCCCUGCUAUCCAGGUGUUGAGUGCCGUGAAACGGCCACUGGCGUAAGGUGUGGCCGCUGUCCGAUGGGUUUCGCAGGCGAUGGCAAGAUUUGUAAGCCGGGAGUCACUUGCGCUGAUCGACCUUGUUUCAUUGGCGUACAGUGUCGUGACACGCUAAAUGGUGCACAGUGCGACUCCUGCCCGCUUGGAUAUGAUGGUGAUGGUCGUUCGUGUACAUUACGCUCAACCAAUCUUUUAGUGCCCUCUCACAAUGUCCAGCACUAUCAACGUCAAUAUACUGCACGCAAAUACUCAGUAAUUAGCUCCUGAAAAUAAUGUAAGCGAAAUAUCGAAGUCAGCACUUAGCAACACAGCCGUACAUACAUAUGUAUGUGUGUAGGUUUGUAAGUGCGCCUUGCCUUUAGUCAAUUAUGUUAAAUAAUUGCAAUAUAACUCGCCUUAACCUAAAGAUUUAUAUUUUUGUUCAAGUAUUAUUAAAUCCAAAAAAUGUGUAAAAAUUUUAAUGCAAUAUUUUCCCUUUGUGCAAUUCUAUAUUUAAAACUUUUAACCAGUUAAUGAAAUUGCCAAACUGUAA